Messenger RNA from Lepisosteus oculatus (spotted gar), 4915 nucleotides. RefSeq names its product ubiquitin specific peptidase 10 (gene usp10). Gene Ontology annotation, biological process: protein deubiquitination; regulation of autophagy; DNA damage response, signal transduction by p53 class mediator. Gene Ontology annotation, molecular function: cysteine-type deubiquitinase activity. The record is from RefSeq and is a predicted model, not a curated record. Lineage: Eukaryota; Metazoa; Chordata; Actinopteri; Semionotiformes; Lepisosteidae. Gene Ontology annotation, cellular component: cytosol; nucleus.
AAGCAAGGCGAGACAAAGAUGGCGGCCAUGGUGGGGUUAGCAGCGUGAUGGGCAGGAGGAGGAGAAUACAACCUUAACGUUAUAUACUCUAGAUUAAAAAAAAAGAAACUACAUUGAAAAUGUCGCAGUAGAAAUUGAUUUGUUUUUGAGUCAAAGACCACAUUUCAGCUCAUCCCUGGAGAAGAGGAAGUUUAUUUUCUUUUUUAAUUGUAAAAAAAGAAAAGAAACUCGCCGGGAGCAUGGCUUCACACAGCAGCCAGUACAUCUUUGGGGAGUUCAGCCCUGAUGAGUUCAAUCAGUUCUUUGUGACCCCUCGCUGUUAUGUUGAGCUUCCCCCGUUCAAUGACAAAGUUCCACGUGUCAGUCAAUCCUCAGGACGUUACUGUACUCCUGCUGUGCCUUUCCUUACGGAAACGAUGAAACUGCAGGUUUGCGGUGAGGACUAUCAGCGCAUUGAGUUUGGUGUGGAUGAGGUUAUCGAACCGGAGCCUGUGGGGGUGAAAGAUUCCAUGUACAAAGUUUCCAGCACUCUGAACCCCCAGGCUCCCGAGUUCAUCCUGGGCUGUCAGCCCUCACAGAAGGUCUUGGACAGCUUGCAGGCCAGCGGCAGCCGCGAGUUCGACUCCGUCGACUGCCAGGAUUCGGAGCUCCCGGCCUUGGAUGGCAGCGGGGCAUGCCAGGACAUGGACGGGGCCCCCGGCAGCCUUGGCCCCAGGGAAAGGAAAAAGAAGAAAAAACGGCCGCCUGGGUACUACAACUACCUGGAGGGCUCCAGCAGCAGCAGCAGCAGCAACGGAGGCAACAGCAACAGCGGCGGCGGAGCUCAGGCCCACUCUGACGCGCAGCUGGUGGUGGGGCUGGUGAACGGACAUGCUGUGGGAACCGCAAGCCUUGGGUCGGAGGAGAUUGGCGGGGAACCAGCGGCGGCGGCGGCCGUGUCGGGGGCUGAGCUUCCCAGGGGCAGCCCUGCCAGCGGCGGCGCCCCUGCCGUGGCCGCUACUGGUUCCAUCGCAACAGUUUCGGUAACCAACAAUCAGAGGACUUGUGAAAGCCCUGAUGAAUCCUCUUCGGACUUCACUAGCGGAGCUGCGUCAUUAUCAGACAGUAACAAUGCGGUUUCCUCUUCCUCUUCCUCGCAUAGCAGUGGGGUGGCGGAGGGAGGCAGGACUGCUGAGCAGCCGCCUGAGCCCUCCUCUCUGGAGAACCCUGAACUGCUAGCCAGCAGGAGGGACAGCCCCAGUCCCACCUCUCUGCUCCUCUCUUCAGCCAGAGCAUCCUGCAUUGUUGCGACUACUGCUGCUGCUUGCCUCAACGCUGCCAGCGCCUCUGCCACUACUGACGCCGCCCACGCCGCCGCCGCCGCUACUACUGAUGAGGAGGAGGGCGGGCACAGCGGGGCUCCCAAUGGGCUGCCGGCGCCCGAGUCUCAGGACAGCGGGGAGGCGCCGGAGGACUCGGCCGAGCCGCGGCAGCACCAAGCGGGGGCCCCGGCCGAGGCCAAGCCCGCAGGGGAGCGGGCCCAGUCCCCCCCUCUGCUGGCCGCGCCCGCGGCAGCUCCCCCCAGCGGUGCAGCCAACCCUCCCAAGUCCUGGGCUAGCCUCUUUCACAACUCGAAGCCCUCGCCCGGCGGGCCGGCGGCUUACGUGGAAGUAAAAAGCGCGCCGGCCGCGGUCGUCGCUACCCAGGCUACAGCUCAGGCGGCUGAGAAGCCAGGAGAGGUGAUGGAAGGCCCCGUCCACGUGUCUGAGGAUCCCAUGGCCCCAAAGAUUGCAGAAAUGAUAGAGAAUGUCAAGUUGAUACACAAACCAGUGUCUUUGCAACCCAGAGGACUGAUCAACAAGGGGAAUUGGUGCUAUAUCAACGCUACACUGCAAGCUCUUAUUGCUUGCCCACCAAUGUAUCACCUGAUGAAGUCCAUUCCCAUGUUCAGUGAGACACAGCGGCCAUGCAGCUCCACUCCCAUGAUUGACAACUUUGUCCAUCUUGUGAAUGAGUUCAGUAAUAUGCCUGUCCCUUCUAAGGCAAAGCAACAAGCAGCUGGAGACAAAAUAAUGAAAGACAUUCGACCAGGAGCUCCUUUUGAACCCACUUAUAUCUACAGACUACUCACAGUCAUAAAGUCUAGUCUCUCAGAGAAGGGUCGUCAGGAGGAUGCGGAGGAGUACCUGGGCUUUAUCUUGAAUGGACUACAUGAGGAAAUGCUGGCCCUGAAAAAGCUAAUUGCACCACAAGAGGAAAAAGUUUCCACAAUAAAUGGCCCAGAGCCCCAGCUAGGAGCUGAAGAGGAAAACACAGAGAAGGAGGAAAAUGGCAGCGAAGACGAAUGGGAACAAGUUGGACCCCGAAACAAGAGCUCAGUGACACGCCAUGCAGACUUCAUUCGCACUCCCAUAACUGACAUAUUCGGAGGACACAUCAGGUCGGUGGUCUACCAGCAGAGCUCGAAGGAGUCGGCGACGCUGCAGCCUUUCUUUUCUCUACAGCUGGACAUCCAGUCUGAAAAGAUCCGCACUGUGCAGGAGGCCCUGGAGACCUUGGUGGCACGCGAAUCCGUUCAGGGAUACACCACUAAAACCAAGCAGGAGGUGGGGAUCAGGAUCUCUUUCCCCCUCGCUCCAGCAGGGAUUGAGAUCAGCCGGAGAGUGACUUUGGAAGAACUUCCACCUGUGUUGGUCCUGCAUCUCAAAAGAUUUGUUUAUGAGAAAACGGGAGGGUGCCAGAAGCUGGUGAAGAACAUUGAGUACCCCGUAGACCUGGAAAUCAGUAAAGACCUCCUUUCACCAGGGGUACGCGGCAAAAUUUUCAAAGGCCAAAGAACAUACAGGCUCUUUGCAGUUGUUUAUCACCAUGGGAACAGUGCUACCGGCGGCCACUACACCACGGACGUCUUCCAUAUUGGUCUUAAUGGCUGGCUGCGCAUUGAUGACCAGGCAGUGAAAGUGAUCAACCAGUUCUUCGUGACGAAGCCGACUGCGGAGCGCACGGCCUACCUGCUGUACUACCGCCGCGUUGACCUGCUGUAGAGAUCACACGCCAGCUUCUCAAGAACACUGCCCGACUUCUCUUGCUCCCCCCUGCCCUUCCUUUGCUUUUCCCCGAGAGCCGGCUUUUCCAACGUCUCCUUUAUUUUUCUUUUUUUUGGGGGGGAAAAAAAAACAGGCUGAAAUACAUUGCAGAGACGGCUUAGUUUUGUCUGUUCAGCGGUGGGUUUUAAAUGCGGGAAGAACAGAAACCAUCGGAUAGGGGAUUGAUGGACGCCAAGGACGUGAGAUCUAUCCUUUUAUCCCUAGCCUCAUGAACUCUGGGAACAUCGUGUUCACAAGAAAUGUCAACAUUAACAGUUGAGGCUACAGUUGUGGGACUGGUGAAAGUUUUAUUUUUUUAUUUUUUAAGCAGAAAGGCAAAUUUUGCCUUUUAGCAAGGGGAGUUGACAGUUAAAUCAGUUUUGCAGCCUCCGCCUGUUCAGUUUGCCUAGUGCAAAAGAACCUUGCACCAGCAACAACAUUGUAUAGAUCUUAACGUAUGAAUAUCUGAGAGCUUUGUUUCCUAACUCCAGAGAAGUUGCUUCUUUUUGUCACCAUCACUUUCUCCUUUCCUCACCUUCUCCUCUUUAAGCUUUUUAAUCUAGGUAACAUUUGAGCCAUUGAUAGAGGAGACAGACGUUACCAUGUGCUGAAAAAAUGCUUCUUUGUUUGAGGGAACCCUGCUGUGCGGUUUCUGGGUAUAGAGUUAGAAUAAGAAUCUAAACAUUAAAAAUGCGCUUUAGGGUUAAAGGCUUAUGUGCACGUAAAUAAAGAUAAAUGUGGAUGUGCCGAAGCACAUUAUUUUGCAGUUAACAAUGUUAAAACAGUUAAAAGCUGGGUGAUGGUCACUUUAUCCCACUCCCUGGGGAGCUCUGAUAAUACUGUGUACACAAGCUGGAGAAAAACCAAUGAAGAUUGAAAUAUUCCAUUACAUUGUCUGGCUUUGUUGACUUUUUUUUCUCCCUCCUCCUCCUCUUUAUCCCUCAACAUUCUAAAGAUUUACCUGCACACACAGGUCCCCGGUAUUGACCUCUGUGUGCAGGUAAAUUUCCAGACUUCUCACCCAACUCAUGAAAAGGUCAUAGAAAGGAUGUAAAGGUUUUCUGUUUGGUGUGGAGGUGUACACCUGGUGAAGGCUGACUUACCAUUCAAUUGGGGAUCUGCAGGGUGAGGAAGAAGUCACUGUCGGCCACACCAGUACGCUUGACGUUUGAUUGGCAUCAAUAACAUGAGGCGUGCUUCUGGCUGAGACAGAGACAGUUGGACUUUGGGAACACGUAUGCAGCAGUGCAAUGUCGACUGCAUGGCUGUGCUCUUAAAACUUUCCAUGGUGUCAAAAGAGCUCUGAAAAUCUGUUUCCUUGUGUUCCUGAGACCUUCCUUAUUCAUUGAUUGUGUUGAUUUGAAUUUAAGUCGAUUUUAAAUGGUUCAUGAUGUCCAGUGAGUUUUGCCCAAUUGUAUAAGUUUGUGUUUACCAAUAUUUUUUCACCUUUUACUUCAGAUUUGGUAUAAUUUAGAUUUUACCCAAGGUAAGCACAACAAUGAAUAAAAUUGUACAAGUAUAUUGAUGUUGAUCAUAUUUAAUCUUUUCAACACCUCACACCUUUCUUAAUACCAAAAUAGUGUUUACAUGCUUUUGUUUUCUGCCAUAAUUGUGCUUGGGCUAAGUCUAUGCUGGAUUGUUGUAACAAAUCACAAUUUAACUGAUCAACUUAAAAUAUUCGGAAUACAUGUCAGUAUGUCCCUUUGCUGAUUAUAUAUUCUUAAAUACGGUAAUGUUGCUUUGUGGUCAAUAUUGUUAAGUAUUUCAGGGUGUUCAUGCAUGUCACUAGCAAUCAACAAUGACGUUGGUCACAAGAUCACCUACUGGGCAAAUAAAGCGAGGCACAUGAA